Messenger RNA from Protopterus annectens (West African lungfish), 3646 nucleotides. RefSeq names its product deltex E3 ubiquitin ligase 3L (gene DTX3L). NCBI's taxonomy places the organism in Eukaryota, Metazoa, Chordata, Ceratodontiformes, Protopteridae. The record is from RefSeq and is a predicted model, not a curated record. The transcript has 5 exons. Gene Ontology annotation, biological process: Notch signaling pathway; protein ubiquitination. Bases 137 to 2314 code for a protein of 725 amino acids.
UGUUUAAUUGUGCACGAAUGUUAUAACCUGUUUCCUAUAAGCUUUGGUUUCGAUAGCAAAAUCGAAAGUGAAAUAAUCCUCAUCAACAAACUACGAUCCUCCCAUCCGUUUUACCGAGAGCGUUUCGGUCUGUAAAAUGGCUUCACUUUCUCCAACUGUUUUAGAACAAAAAGGAGAGGAUCAUAGAUCGUUGCGGGCUACAGUCUGCACUGUAAACAUUGAUAAUGUGGACGUUUUAAAACGUAAAUUAGGACGGUAUUUUCAGAGUAAACAGUCAAAUGGCGGUGAAUGUAACGUAACUUUGCUCAAAGGAAAUGUUUUCAUCAUCACAUUCCUUGACGCUGAAGUUCGACAGCAAGUACUCGAUAAAAAAGAUCAUGAAAUACAGAUUGAAAAUGAGAAAUUGAAGCUCGUUGUCCACCCUUACAAGAUUUCAGAAUCAGACAAGGAAAACAGCAUUGCCUCUGAUAUACAGAAAAAUGCACAGAAGCACCUGGAAGAAGGUAUUCUAAAAUUGAGUAAGCCAAAUUCCAAAUAUUCAGUACAAAAGAUUUUCCUUGAAACAUCCGUUGUGGUGAACUCCUCUUUAUUCACCGAAGAGCAACUGCAGGAAAUGUACAAACGUAUACAUGUAAAUACAUCAUUGAAAUUACAUGGUACAGUGGUAAGAGGAGAAUAUGAAGACAUUGUGCAGUUUCAUCAGUAUCUUGAAGAGCUGUUGUCGGAUAAUAAACAUUUCACAGAAAACAGUGUUAGUGAAAUUUAUGAUGACACUGUACUAGAGAAAAGUAUAAAUGUUCCACGGGCCCAGUGUGAAUAUAUUUUAAAUACAAAUAAGAAAGAAAUUGAAAAUAUAGAAAAAAACUUCAAUGUAAAGAUAAAACUACAUGUGCUUUCGGCUCUUGAGUGCUCAGUUGCUUUUAUACCUGUAGAUGAGCAAGGCUGUGAAUUCAAGGCAAAGAAAUAUUUUACUGACUGUAUAAGAAAAAUAGCAUUUUAUUUGUCUCAGGAAAUUAUUCCUUUAGGUAGUGAACCUGAAGCCUAUGAAGAAAUGCUUAAGACCGCAAAACAAGAGUUUGGUAAAGUUUUCUUCAAAACAGAAGGAAAUAAAUUAGUUUUGCAAGGGCCUAAAGAAGAAAUUGAACAUGCAAAGAGGUAUGUAGUAGAAGAAAUGCAACUGUGUCAGAAAAGACAAGGUGCCAGACAUAGAAAGAGAAACACUGAAUUAAAAGAAGAGGAAGAUACCAUAAUUUUGUACGACCAUUUUAAGAUUCUUCAAAAUGUAUUUUCUAAGGAAAUUAAAGCACUUGGACAAAAAUUUGAUGUAUCAUGUGAAUUCACUCCAUCUGUAUCAUCACCUAACUAUAUGAAAGUGUUUUUCAAGCCCUUGUGUUUGAAUAGAAACUUUACCACACAUGCACGUCAAUAUUUUAUUGAUCUUUACCAGAAAUUUGCAACAAGCAUUACUGAGACAACUCUCAAAGUUCCUGAUGAUCAGGGAAAGAAAUUACGACAAGUAUUUGAUGAACUAAAAAACAAAAACCCACAUGUCAUAUUUAGGGAGAAAAAUGGGGCUUUUAGCCUUUUGGGUCUGUCCCACCAUGUGAUGUCUGCUAAAAUGCAUGUAAUGAGUUAUAUUGAACAUGCUGCAGAUGUUGGCACAACUAGUAGUCUGAAUGGAGAGGGCAGUGAUAGAUUACUGAUGGAAAUUGAUGGUUCAUCUUCCAAACAGUUUCAACAAGCAGCAGGAGCAAUGGAACAUGAGACUGAAAACCGCUGCCCCAUUUGUUUAGACAGCAUUUUUAGGAAAAAAACACUCAAAUGUAAACAUGAAUUUUGUGAUGAGUGCAUCAACCAAGCCUUGAAUGUCAAGCCAGUCUGCCCAAUAUGCAAUGCAUCUUAUGGCAUGAUCAAAGGUAAUCAGCCUGAAGGGAAUAUGACCUCGUCUGUGAUUUCUUAUCCUCUUCCUGGAUAUCAGUGUGGAACUAUUCAGAUUCUCUAUCAGUUUAACGGUGGCAUACAAAAGGAGAAUCAUCCAAAUCCUGGAAAACUGUAUUCUGGAACUGUUCGAAAAGCAUAUUUACCUGAUAGUAAGGAAGGAAAUGAGAUUUUAAAAUUGCUUGUAAAGGCUUUUAAACAGAAGCUGAUUUUUACAAUUGGACAAUCUCGCACUACCGGUGUGACUGAUACUGUUACCUGGAAUGACAUUCAUCACAAAACAAGCAUGACUGGGGGUCCAGAAAGCUUUGGUUAUCCUGACCCUGGUUACCUCAUACGUGUUCGAGAAGAGCUUAAAGCCAAGGGAAUUGAGUAAAUCAAGUAACUUUUCAGGCUAAAAGUUAAGUCCAGUAACUGCAGCACUUGAGUGCAACUAGUCAUGAGAAGUGUGCCACGAAGAAAAUAAAUGUUUUAUUGUUAUGAACAGCCCUAGUUAAGAUGAUCAACGUUAAUAUAAAACAGAUUCUGAAAUAUUCUGUAUGGACAUAUCGACAUUUUAUUGUAAUGACCCACUUUGUCUUUCAAAAUUGCGAAUACCUAUUUCAUAAUUAUUUCAUUAAGGAAUUUAAAUGUCAACAAUUUAGCAUUUUUAUUUUUAAAUUGCAUUUUAUAAACUUUAAAUUCAUGCAUUCUGUUGUGAUAAGUGUACUGUUUACUACACUGUCAUAGUCUAAAGCAUUUUAUUCUUGAAUUGCAGUCCAAACCUGUCAUACUUUUUUUCAAGUGAGAGAUGCAUGCAUAAUUUGUAACUUUUAGCACUAGAUCAUCCCCCUUAAGCCAUCAUAUAUUUUGCUAAGUUGCUGUAAGGAUGGAUGUGCCAUCAAUUUCCUUUCUAUAACCUUCUUUUCUAGUAAUAAUACUAGUUGUAAGGAGAGGCUGACACCCCAAACUUAGUGAAUUACUGCAGAAAGAUGCGGUGGGGUUAAAGAGGAACAUCAAUCUCCCCCUGUUAAGAAGAAUUAACCACAAUACAGAUUGUAGAAAGGAAGUUGUAUCCAUUUUAAUGGGGGGAAAGUGUGUUUAUGCUUGUGCAUGAAAAAAAUUCUGUAUUUGGAAAAGAAUGUAUACUGUAUUGUCUCAGUGAUGCAAGCGGUAAUGGAAAAUCACACUGAGCACUAAAAGUUGCAGAUGCCUCUUUAAAGAUGCUUGUUUUUUACUUUUAAUAUAUGAUGUACUUUUGUACGCAUGGUGUUUUUUUUUUAGUUGCUAGGAUCAAUAUAUAUUUUGUAAACCAAUUUAUUUAAUCUAUAUAUAUAGUCCCUCAUGGUUAGAAAGUGGUUGUGACUGUUAAGCAAAAGUAACUUAAAAUUUAGACAUUUGGUGCUAACAUUUGCAGAAUAUAAUCUUUCAUUUGCUGAGCUGUAUGUGUAUAAGUUAAAUUACAGUAACCCUUAACAUUUGCUGAAUUUGAUUUUUCCUUUAAUAGGUGUAUAAGCAUAUGUUUUAUUGCUGUAAACAUUAGUUUUCCAUUUGUUUGUUUUUUUCCUCCAUAUUUUCUGUAAAUGUAGUUCUGAUAAAACAAAGCUUUUCCCUUUAAAAUUAUACUUUAUUUCAUCUUUUGAUUAAAAAGGUUAUUGGACUUUAUAGACUCAUCCUAAAUAAAGCUGAAACAGUGGUUAUAAUAAAAGAUGAACGGGAAUGAAAAGUC